AGACUCUCUGAAGAUGCCCCGGCGGCUUCUGCCUGCCGGCUCCGAGCAGCAGGUGCUCAGCGCGCACGGAGGGGCUGCCACUAUGUCGUCUGCCUUCCAGCUGCAGUGCCACCUCGUCCUCAUCCUGCUGGCAGCCUCCAAAGGGGACACCCGGUACAUCGAGGUGAGGGACGCUGGCGAAGAUGAGCCCUUCCUGCUCCUCAGCGAAGACCUGAAGCGGGAGCUGUCUGCAGGGCACAUCUACCGGCGGUCGCUGCGCUGCAUUGACAUGCUGAGCAUUGAGGGGCAGUUCACCUUUACUGCUGAUCAGCCCCAGUUGCACUGCGCCACAUUCUUCAUCGGUGAACCUGAGGAGCUCCUCACCAUUGAAUAUGACUUUGUGAAUAUCGACUGCCAAGGAGGUGACUUCCUGAAGGUAUUCGAUGGCUGGAUACUCAAAGGAGAGAAGUUUCCUAGUUCCUUGGACCACCCCCUCCCCACUUCCCAAAGGUACACGGACUUCUGCGAGAGUGGUGCUGUCCAGAGGAGCAUCAGGUCAUCACAGAAUGUGGCAAUGAUCUUCUUCAGGAUUCACCAGCCAGGCAAUGGAUUUACCAUCACAGUCAAGAAGAGUGCCAACCUCUUCCCUUGCAAUGUCAUCUCUCAGACUCCCUCAGGAAGGUUUACCAUGAUCAUUCCUCAUCAACACAGAAACUGCAGUUUUUCUAUAAUUUACCCAGUGGUGAUAAAAAUCUCCGAUCUCAUCCUGGGACACUUAAACGGCCUCUUUUUAAAGAAUCCAUCAGUGGGCUGUGCGGGAGUGGGGGACUUUGUGGAGCUGUUGGGAGGAACUGGCUUAGACCCAUCCAAGAUGUUUCCACUGGCUGACCUCUGUCACUCCUUUCGUGGGUCUGCCCAAAUGAAGAUUGGUUGUGACAAUACUGUGCUACGGAUGGUCUCCAGUGGCAAACACAUCAAUCGUGUGACAUUUGAGUAUUAUCAGCUUGAUCUGCAGGAAAUAGAAAACAGAAAGGAGAAUAGCAUUGAAGAAUUCUGCUUCCCUGCUAUCUGAAAAACCAGGCAACACAUUUUCAUGUUGCUAAUCACAAUAAUGUUCUGGCAAAUAAAAUAAAAAAAAAAAA
Coturnix japonica (Japanese quail) is the source of this 1121-nucleotide messenger RNA. RefSeq names its product corticotropin releasing hormone binding protein (gene CRHBP). Lineage: Eukaryota; Metazoa; Chordata; Aves; Galliformes; Phasianidae. Gene Ontology annotation, biological process: hormone-mediated signaling pathway; negative regulation of corticotropin-releasing hormone receptor activity; negative regulation of corticotropin secretion. Gene Ontology annotation, molecular function: corticotropin-releasing hormone binding. The record is from RefSeq and is a predicted model, not a curated record.